UUUCUCAAAAAAUAUUCAAUGUCCAAAAUUUAAUUUUCUUCAAUCGGGAAAGGGAAAAUUGUAUAAAUAAAUAAAAUGACACAACAAGCAGCAACAGCAUCAAGUUCAGUUAUUGGUGGAAUGCCUCAAGGGCUUUUUAAUUUAGGCGUGCCUUCAAUAGGUACAAGUUCAGCACCGAGUACUGGUAUUCCUCCAAAAACAUUGGCUGAUCGAUAUCGAAUGACCAAAAAAGUUGGAGAUGGAACUUUUGGAGAAGUUUCGUUAGCUAUAAAAUUAGACACGGGGGAUGUUGUUGCAAUUAAAAGAAUGAAGAAAAAGUUUUAUUCGUGGGAUGAGGCAAUGAAUUUACGAGAAGUUAAAUCUUUAAAAAAAUUAAAUCAUCCAAAUAUAAUUCGUUUACGAGAAGUAAUCAGAGAGAACGAUAUUCUUUAUUUUGUAUUUGAAUUUAUGCAAGAAAAUUUAUAUGAAUUAAUGAAGGAACGAGAUCGUUAUUUCCCAGAGAAUUCCAUUCGAAAUAUAAUUUAUCAGGUACUUCAAGGCCUUUCAUAUAUGCACAGAAACGGGUUUUUCCACAGGGACAUGAAACCAGAAAAUAUAAUGUGUAAUGGAACAGAAUUAAUUAAAGUAGCCGAUUUUGGGUUGGCUAGGGAAAUUCGUUCUAGACCUCCUUUUACUGAUUAUGUUUCUACUAGAUGGUAUAGAGCACCUGAAAUUUUGCUUAGAUCGACUUUUUACAAUUCCCCAAUUGAUUUGUGGGCGUUGGGUUGUAUUAUGGCAGAAUUAUAUAUGCUUCGCCCACUCUUUCCUGGAACAUCAGAAUUGGACCAAAUAUUUAAAAUAAUUAACGUGCUUGGAACUCCCACAAAAGAAGAAUGGCCAGAAGGCUAUAGACUAGCCACUGCAAUGAAUUUUUCUUUUCAUCAAAGUUCAGGUGUUCCUUUAAAAAGUAUUGUAAAUACAGCAAGUGAUGAUGCUAUUAAAUUAAUGUCCGAUUUUCUUGCUUGGUGCCCUGAGAAAAGGCCUACUGCUGUAAAUUCACUAAAAUACCCCUACUUCCAAGUAAGCCAAAAAAUGGGAGCCCCAAUUCUUUCACAACCAGCAACUAGCACAAUACGUAAAAAUUCUGCUGGCUCAACACAAAGCGAUUCUAAAUUGGUAACUAAUAAUAAAAGAAUUACUCAAAAGGCUGCUAAAAUGACUCAAAAAGAAAAACAACAACAAAUAAAUGCAGAAAAUCCUUUGGCAGGAUUGGAAGAUGAAUUAGAAAAAUUACAGGAAGAACAACAAGAAAAAGAACAACAAAAAAUUGAACGAAUAAGAAACACAGAAAGUGCAAAAACAGAAAAUACAACCCAAAUUCGAGGCCCAGAUAGAAAUAGAAAUUUAUCCUUAAAAGGAGUUGAAAGUAUUGCUGAAUUAAUUUUUGAUACAAAUAAUGGAAAUAAUAGGACAAAUGUUAACCCUAAAAAUCAAAAAAUGCCAAAUAGCGAAUUACCUUCAAGUGGAAAAAGAGAACAAUUAUCAAUGAGUGCCAAAAAAGCAAAGGAAAUAUAUUUAAGUAAAUCGAGAUAUAUACCUGGUAUAAAAUCUGAUAUAAUAAGUGGAAACAACAAAACAACAACACAAUUACCUCCCGCUUUGGGGCCUAAACAAGGAAGUGAUAAUAAUAAUAGUGUAAUACAACAAGCACGUACUGGAGUACAAGCACGUUUUGAAUAUGCUUAUGGAUAUGUCCCAUCAUUUGGGGGAAAUGCUAAUAAUAAUCGUCAACAACAACAAACAACAGCACCUCAAAUCUCAACAAAUGUAGGCCGCGUAAACUGGGCAGCUAAAUAUCAACGAAAUUAAUUUUAAAAAAUACAAAAAUUCUAUAGAAAAUUCAAAAAAUUGGAUUCUAUUUACAUUUAAGUAAUGCAUUUCCAUUUAAAGAUAUUAAUUACAAAAAAUUGGCACAUACGUACAUUUAAAUAUUUAUUAAUAAAAUAAUGAAAAAUAAUCAUAACAAAUUUAAGAAAUAUAGUGGACUUAUCGACACUUAUUUGUUAACGUUUUAGUUUCGUUCUUCCCUUUUACGUUUUAUAAGUUUGUAUCAUCCAAAAAGGCUUUACAUUUAGGCUUUACCAAAAAGGCUUUACAUCUAGGUUUUC
This is a messenger RNA of Meloidogyne enterolobii, 2147 nucleotides long. NCBI's taxonomy places the organism in Eukaryota, Metazoa, Nematoda, Chromadorea, Rhabditida, Meloidogynidae. The record is from the annotation of a GenBank genome assembly.